CAGUUAAACUAUAUUGGAACAUCUAAAGUACCCCGCCAUGCGGCAACUUGGUUUCACCGGAAUGUUUGAUAUUUUUGUCUUACUUUCAUUAACGCAUUAUCAGUGGGGUUUCAAAGGUUUAAGACCGACCGUGAUUAUAUUCGAUAAAUGAAGUGCUUGGAUUAUGUAUUAGUUAACAGAAUGUCAUUCACAUAUGUGUUUUUUGUAAUAGUUUCGAUAUUUUAAAUAACACUAUUAUUCCACAUAAAGUGGAAAUACUGUGAUCAUUUAUGAGUAUUUAUACUUAACAAUUGAAUACAAGGAACAACGUUGAGUACAAUAUAAAUUAGCGGAAAAAAACCCCAUUUAAAUUACGUUCUAAACUUAUUCAAAUCAAAUCGUGUCGGUAGAAACUUAAGUGGAGUAAUAAUUCAAUAAAUUUAAAUAUACAAAUGAAGCAAAAUGUUUCAACUGGGCUAUCUUAAUGGUGUGAUCAAAAUAACGUGCGACAGUUAAAAUUUAAAUUUACAAAGGAUUUAAAUAUCAAAACAUCCACAUUCAACACAUUGUCGUGAAAGGAAUACAAUUUACAUAAAUGUAAUAAGUAAAAAAACGUAUAAUAAAACAUGAAAGGGACAGUUCAUAUUGUAGUUUUAGGAAAGGAAAAUGUUGGAAAAACAGCGGUUGCAGUACGAUAUUUGACAGGAAGGUAUUUGACGGAAUAUGCGCACGCACCGGAAAUGACGUACGAAAGAAAUGUUAAUGUCGAUGGAAAACAUGUGCCAUUGAAAAUUACAGACAUUUCUAGAAAGCAAAUUGAACAGAGAUCAGGAAACAAGGAAUUUUUAAACAAAGUAGAUGGUAUAGUUGUGGUGUAUGCAAUAAAUGACAGACAUAGUUUUGAAUUUGCUGAGGGCAUCUGUGAUUGGAUAAGACGAGAGAAAAAGCCAUCUACGCAAGUGCCUGUUGUUUUGCUUGGAAACAAAGCAGAUUUAACUCAUGACAGGUGUGUGAGUUGCCAGAAAACAGAGGAACUGAAAUGGAGGCACGACGGUUAUCUGGUAACAGAAUGUUCAGCAUCAACUGAAGUGGUAGAGGUUAACAAGGUUUUCAAUACCCUUAUCAAUAAAAUAUUAGAAAAAAGAGAAUCUUCAUCAAAGUCACCUAGAAGACUUUCACAGAAUCCUUUGGGAUCACCUAAAAUUAUUCGCGCCUCAUUGAAAAGACGUUUUAGUGUGUUUACUAGAGAACGGACAUCAACAAUGUGAUAUGCAGCUUUUACCAGCAUUUUUUAUGGUAAAAUACACUGUUUUACACUGAGAGUAGAAAUUUAUGUAUGUGAAGAAAAAGUGAUAAAACGAUGAAGUGUGUAUAAACAUCUUUAUAGAAGAUACUUACCGCUGUACGAAGCUCUAUCUUCUAAUUAUUGGUUCUGCUAAUAUGUUCAUUGUAAAUUCCUGGAAAUAAAUGCUAUUUUUAUAAAA
This is a messenger RNA of Mercenaria mercenaria, 1463 nucleotides long. Its product is annotated as ras-related and estrogen-regulated growth inhibitor-like. NCBI's taxonomy places the organism in Eukaryota, Metazoa, Mollusca, Bivalvia, Venerida, Veneridae. Gene Ontology annotation, molecular function: GTPase activity; GTP binding. The transcript has 5 exons. Bases 606 to 1247 code for a protein of 213 amino acids. The record is from RefSeq and is a predicted model, not a curated record.